AUGGUAUCAGCGAAUUCCAGUGUCUUGCAAUGUGCGGUUGCAGCAGGGAAGGCAUCAGACCAGGGUGCGUGCAAACCAGUCGCACCCAUCACAGUGAUACUUGUAGGUUCCACACGUUUGGGCUCCGUUGCUGCUUCAGCAGGGAAGGAAUCAGACCAGGAUGCAAGCGCGUCAGACGUGCAGCUCAAGAUGGGAGCAGUAGAGAAGCCAAAAUCCUUAGAAGAUGGUGUAGCAGAGACGGCGGCUGUGGCUGUGACUGCGGCUGGGGCUGCUGGGACUGCUGCUGGUCGCCUGGAUGUUCCUCGUGAUGCUGCUGCUUGCGCAGAGGUGGUCCGUGCUGCUCAUGCCGAUGGGUCUCAUGGAAAUUUCGCUCGUGAGAAUGCUGCUCUUGCUGUUGCGCGGAUUGGUGUUGCAGCUGAUGAUGCUGCUCGUGUUGGCUGUGCUCGAGCGCUGAAACGGAUAGAAGUGCCUUCCCAUUUCCCCUUGCCUUCCCGCAUCCCCAAUUCCCCUUUCCUCCACCGCAAUUCCCCUUCCCGUGUCAUGAUUACCCCUUCCCGCCUCCCCGGUUUUCCUUCCCGCCGCGCAUUUCCCCUUUCCGCCUCCCCGAUUCCCAUUCCCGCUCCCGGUAUCCCCUUCACACAUUUGCGUUUCCCCUUCCCGCACCCCAUUUCCCCUUCCCGCCUCCCCGUUUCGCAUUCCCGCUCUCCCACAUUCGCGUUUCCCCUUCACGGUCCCCAUUACCCCUUCCCACCUCCCCGUUUCCCCUUCCCGCUCCCCGUUUCCCCUUCCCGCUCCCCGUUUCCCCUUCUCGCUCCCCGUUUCCCCAUCCCACCUUCCCGUUUCCCCUUCCCGCUCCCCAUUAUCCCUCCCCGCCUCCCCGUUUCCCCUUCUCGCCCCCUCGUUUUCCCUACCCGCCUCCCCGUCUCCCUCUCGUUUCUCCACCUUCUCCCUCUCGAUUCCCCCCUUCCCCCUCUCGUCUACCCCCCUCCCCCCUCUCAUGUCCCACCUUUCUCCUUCUCAUUUUUCCCCAUUCUCCCUCCUCUCUUCCUACGCCCUGCUUCCCCCUUUACUCUCUCGUCCCUACACCCUUCAUUCCCCUCUCCGCUCUCUGCCUUAUACCCUUCUACCUCCUUUCCCCUCUCUGUCUUACACCCCUCUUGA
Closterium sp. Naga37s-1 is the source of this 1161-nucleotide messenger RNA. NCBI's taxonomy places the organism in Eukaryota, Viridiplantae, Streptophyta, Zygnematophyceae, Desmidiales, Closteriaceae. The record is from the annotation of a GenBank genome assembly.